AAGUAAGUGUGAUAUUUGUAGCUUAAUGUUAAUUGAGAACACGAUAUAUUUAACAUUUGGAAAUUAAAUUAGAAGUUUUUUCUAUGCUCUUUUGUUCCACUCAAAGGCAUUUUCGUAAUGAUAUGUUCAAAUGUCAGCUGUUCCGUCGACUAGUCCUACCGGUUGUUUCCAGCCGUAUAUGAGGCUUACUUCGCUGUGGGAGUGAGCCUUUUAGCCGCGGUGACUGAGCGCUCCGUCCGCAUCUCAGCUCACCUGCUCCGCGGAAAACCAGCAUAUAUCAUCACCAAGGCUUUUUUCACGUCCCCUGUAUGUAUUUUACAAAACCAGUGUCAGUAAUGUAUAUGCAGUGCCGUCGGACAGACUCACAGCAGGUGCGGUGAUUUUUACUAGGGAGGAUAUUUAAGGCAAACCAGGAUUCCCCGCAGGAGUUUCUGAGAAAAAACCGAAAAACUAGUCUCAAGAAUUUUGGACCAUCCCAGCCCCCUUACUGGAUGUUUUACACAGGGUGACUCUCAGUCACACCUCAAGAAAUGUGAUUGUCCUGGCCUGACUGCCACCAUCACAUAGAUUUGGCCAUUCAUCAUGCUUAACCCAGCUGCAGAGACAGUAGCAGCUUACUCCAGUGGGAGUGUGGGGGAUAAAGAUGCCAACCCAGAGACAACCUUGGGGAGUGCUUACUCUCCUGUGGACUACAUGAGCAUCACCAGCUUCCCCAGGCUGCCCGAGGAUGACAUGGCGUCCGGGGAGAACACCCUGAAGUCCCGCAAGGAUGAUGACAAUGUCCUGAGUGAACAAGACACAGAUCCAGAUCUGUUUCUGAGGUCUGCUCGGCUUCAGCGCCUCCCUUCCUCUGCAUCCGAUCUGGCCAGCCAUGAUAUUGCUUCCCUUCGUGAAACCAACACGGACCCUUUCAGUGAGGACUGCGCCUGUCAACGAGAUGGACUGACUGUCAUCAUCACGGCAUGUCUCACUUUUGCUACUGGGGUCACUGUAGCCCUCAUCAUGCAGAUCUACUUUGGUGACCCUCAGGUCUAUAACCAAGGAGCGGUGGUGACGGAUGUGGCCCGGUGUACGUCUCUUGGAUUUGAUGUUUUGGGGAAGCAGGGCUCUAGUGUUGAUGCUGCUGUCGCCGCCGCUCUCUGUUUAGGAAUUGUUCACCCUCACACGUCUGGCAUCGGAGGAGGGGGUGUAAUGUUGGUGCACAGCAUCCGUAAAAAUGAGACGAGAGUCAUUGACUUCAGAGAGACGGCGCCGUCUGCUAUUCAUGAGGACAUGUUGCAGACAAACCUAGAUAUUAAUACUGGCUUGCUGGUAGGAGUCCCUGGUAUGCUCAGUGGUUUGCAUCAGGCACACCAGCUCUAUGGCAGGAUGUCAUGGAAGGAUGUUGUUGCAAUGGCAGCAGAUGUUGCUCGAAGUGGAUUCAAUGUCACUCAUGACUUCGCUAAAGCUCUCUCAAAGGUUAAGAACGAAAGCCUGUCGGAAGCGUUUCAGAAACUGUUUCUUCCCAACGGGAACCUUCCCCCCCCGGGGCUGUUUAUCCAACGGCAUGAUUUGGCAGACAUUCUGGAAGCUGUUGCGGUUAAAGGGAUAUCAGAGUUCUACAGUGGGAAGACGGCACAGGAAAUGGUGACUGAAGUGCAAAAAAAAGGUGGUGUACUCACAGAGGAGGACUUAGGAAACUAUAGCACAGUGCUGCAAGAACCAGCAGAGGUCACCUAUCAAGGACAUCAUGUGAUGGCGUCAUCAGCCCCACAUGCAGGGGUGGCUUUGAUCGCUGCACUUAAUAUUCUUGAAGGCUACAACAUUACCAACAAAAUGCCCAGGAACAGUACUGUACAUUGGAUCGCAGAGGCAGUAAAAAUAUCUCUGGGCCUGGCUAGUGGGCUUGGCGACCCGAUGUAUGACAGCUCUAUGACAGAAACUGUUGCUAAGAUGCUGAGUAAAUCUCAGGCUUCCAUACUUCGCCAGCUGAUCAGCGACUCUGAAGCAAAUCCCGUCAGUCAUUACACUUCUGCGUUUACUUUAGAGAAAGGAGCAGCUGCUGCUCAGGUCAUGGUCAUGGGUCCAGAUGACCACAUAGUGUCAAUCAUGAGCUCUCUCAACAAACCAUUUGGCAGUGGUAUAGUGACUCCAUCAGGAAUCCUGUUAAAUAGCCAGAUCCUGGACUUCUCUUGGCCCAAUAAAACACUGAGUUCAUCACCUAACCCACAUAACAACCUCCAGCCUGGAAAAAGGCCCAUGUCCUUCCUCAUGCCCACUGCAGUGAGGCCAGCAGUGGGGCUGUGUGGCACGUAUGUAGCUGUUGGAUCUUCUAAUGGGGAGAAGGCUCUCAGCGGUAUCACGCAGGUGCUGAUGAAUGUUCUCUCGUCACGUAAAAACAUGAAUGACAGCUUAGCUUAUGGGAGACUCCACCCACAGCUGCAGCCAGACACCCUCCUGGUGGACGAUGAGUUUCCAGAGGACGAAGUGGAGCUGCUGCUGGUCAAGGGCCAUAAAGUAGAGAAGAUGGGUGUGCUUUCACUAGUUGAGGCCACUCGAAGAACUAAUGACCUCAUUAUUGGUGUUAAAGAUCCCCGUAGUACAGAUGCCUCUGCCCUUUCUCUGUCCAGUGUUCCUUAGUGUACCCCUCACCCUUGCAGAGGGUGUUAACUCCAUAAAAUACACCAAAUGUUCACUCUCAGUUCUUUUUACACUAAGUUACUAGUCCAGAAGAACUUCAUGCUGCUUUUUUUGAGGUGAACUAAUGAGAACCUGAAACGGCUGACUGUAGAUUUGUUCAGAAUUAACACUAUUAACUUGCACUAUUUAGCAUAGCGUGGGAAGUGGAUGUUUUUGCACAGUCUAAAACUGUUCAUUCCUUCCAUUCACGACUUUAUAGUUUGCUUCUUGUGUUUUACAAAGCCAGGAACACAAGUGUAACGCUCGUUGAUAAAUUUAUGUAAUUUAGUCCACCCCUUUUUUUUUAAAAAAGAGAAUAGUUUUAAGAGCUGAAAUAAUUGCCGUUUUAAAAGCUAUGGUUAAUGUUGCCACUAACAACAAUACACAAACAAUAAUGAACUUCUUAAUGGGGUUUUUGAGAAUGUUGCUUAGUUAGUGGUGCAAAAUUCAGAGUUUAAUUACUGAUCAUCAUCAACAACCUUUAUUUCACCAGGCAAACAUUCAGAACAAUUUAUUAUUUACAAUGUUGGCCUGAUAAAGACUCAGUUUCUUUACAGGAGACUUUUGAAGGAAGGAAAACAGUCAAAGAAGAACCCAGAAAUCAUCACUUGCAGCAAAUUUUCAUAGUGCAUUGGGAUUAAGUCGCCUUCUCGAUUGUCAAAGUCUCCAUUGCAUUUCACUGCUGCUUUAUGAAACAUGUAAUGUAGAUAUAUUUUUAGAUUAUUUGCAGCAGUAAUUGGCCAGUGCUCCUGUCCUGUAUACCUGAAUGUGACUGUCUAGCUCUGUACUCUUUCACACUCCUGCUUUUAAAUGAAGAGUAACUUUGUUUUGAUGUGUUGGAGCAGCUGCUAAAGCUUUUAAUGUUGUAAUCAGACAAUGCCACCUUGUUCGAUUUUUAGAAACAAGUUCUGUAAAGUAGAAAGCUGUCAAACCUCUUGCAUUUUAAUAACUUUCAAUGUAAUAUAAUGAUUCUAAUGAAGUUUAGUUUUAUUAUUAUUAUUAGGUUGUUAUAUGGCUUUGUUCUCACAUUUUUUUGUGAUUCAAGUUUUGUUUAGAAUCAAAUUUUGUAUUUUUAUAUGAAAUUAUUUGCUUAUAUUUACUUCUGCAAAAGUAUUCAGUACACAUCUUAGGCAAAUAAAUGUUGUGUAUUUUUUGUGAAUAGCUACUUAAUUUGUAAAUUUGUUUUUUUGUUGUUGUUGUUAAUCAAUCUUGCCAGUCCCACAUGAACUGAAUGGAAGUACAUUUUUAUUCUGUUUCUUGUUAAAUAUCAGUGCAAUAUCACUGUUGAUGCUUUUUGUGCUAUCUUGUGUAAUAUGCCUUAAGGCACACUUUUGCACAUGUUUGAUUCUAUUGUGUAUUUAUGGUUUCAAUCAACUUCUGCUCAAAUCCAAAAAAUAAAACGUUUAAACAUUUAA
Molecule: messenger RNA, 4073 nt
Organism: Oryzias melastigma (Indian medaka)
Lineage: Eukaryota; Metazoa; Chordata; Actinopteri; Beloniformes; Adrianichthyidae
Product: glutathione hydrolase 7
Exons: 16
Coding region: 583-2619 (678 amino acids)
Biological process (GO): glutathione catabolic process
Cellular component (GO): plasma membrane
Molecular function (GO): glutathione gamma-glutamate hydrolase
Source: RefSeq, a predicted model, not a curated record